This is a messenger RNA of Pelagomonas calceolata, 1321 nucleotides long. The record is from the annotation of a GenBank genome assembly. Lineage: Eukaryota; Pelagophyceae; Pelagomonadales; Pelagomonadaceae.
UUUGUGCUGCUAUGCUUCUCCCUGUGGCUGUAAGUGCGCUACGGAGCGCCCCCGCUCCCGUUUUUUUGGCGGCCAGCGCUUCCUCUGGUAAUUCCAAGGGGAUUGCUGGCUUUUCACGUGCGGCGACGGCCCACGGGCAGCGGGACUGCCUGCUCAAUCUGGCCGCUGUGGUCUCUGGCAGGGCUUGCUCUCCCAGUGCACGGAGUUUGUAAGACGUGCCGGGACGGCGAGGAGGGCCCCGGGCGGCGUGGGGCAGCCAUCACUGUGUCCUGAUUGAUUCCCGGGCCGAUUACGACCGAGGCGCGCGCAAGUGGGCAGCACUUAAGGCGGAACAGCACACCACGCAGCGGGCGCCGACGCCGCCAUGGGCGCCGGCGCGUCGGCCGAGCCGCGCCCCCGGCCGCAGCCGCGCAUCAUCCGCCUCGGCCAGGGCAACCACGGCAACUUUAUUCUACUCGACGGCCGCGCGCGCGCGCAGCCGCAGAUGAUUAUACAUAGGAACGGGACGCUCGUGGCCAAUAAUGGAACGACGAACGGCCUGAGCCUGCAGCCGGGGUCGUCGCUCGCCAUCCUCGCGGCCCUCGCGGCCUCGGAGUUGCGAUUGCAGGCGGCGCUCGAGCGCACCGAGGCGGCGCGGCGCGUCGCCGAGGCCCAGGAGCCGAAAGGACCGCCGCCCGCGUCGGCGGCCACCCUCGCCAAUUUACCCGUCCAACCAGCCAGAGCCGACGAGCUGAGUGGAGAGAAUUCGACGUGCUGCGUCUGCCUCGAGGCGCUGAGCGAAGGCGACGAGGUCGCGAAGCUGCCGUGUGGCCACGUCUACCACCCCGGCUGCGUCAAGGACUGGUUGAUCAAACAUUGCACCUGCCCGAAUUGUAGAUAUGAGCUGCCGACGGACGACGCGUCCUUCGAAGAGGGUCGGGCCGAGCGCAUGUCGAAGCGACGGCCACGAUGUUCCAUGAGCCAGCUCUUCCGCAAGUCCAUGUCGGAAUUGCGAGCAUUGCUGCCGGUAGAUAGCGAUGUACCUGGCGAGAAGCGUGACCUAGUAAGACGCGUCGUCGAGGCGGGCGUCGUCGACGUCUACGACACCGAGGACGACGUCGUCGUCAUGGACGAGUCCGACCUGAGGGACUGGUCCGUGAAACGCCUCAAGGCGCUCAUGGACGACUUGGGUGUGGAGGACGACGCGUGCGUCGAGAAGGACGACCUCGUCGCCGCGCUCUUCGCCUCGGGCCGCGUCGUCGCGUCGCCGGCGAAAAAUGAUGAAGUGCCCUCGCUCGAACCGUCGCCCGAACCCUCCGACGCCGUCGACGCCGCCGCGUAA